AUUCUGAGCCAGCCUUUAUAUAGUCCUAAAAACUCUUAGUUUUCACCUACGAGUUCACCUACGAGGACUAAGUUGAAGAGAGCUGACUGGAUUUACUUCAAGAGCCUUUUUCAAGAAGAUAUAGACAACCACAAACAAAGAGAGCAAUGAACACCCCUAGUGAAUUAGAGAGAAUGGAGCAAAACACAAAUGUGGUCACUAAAGACACACUCAUCCCAGUUGUCAGAAUGUUCCUGGAUCAGCUGACGGUGGGAAAGUGGCAAAAACUGGAGACAGGGUGUAUCGACAAGGAGACAAGUACUAUCCUAACAGAAAUGUGUUUGGAUAUAAUUGAAGUAAUAGCCAAAUCUAUGCUAGAGAUGUUUAGGAACAGACAAACAAAGAAGGAUUCAUCAAGAUCUGCAGGAUCACAGACGAGCCCCGUUGUUUCAGAGGAGGAAGUGUGCAAGUGUCUGGGUAAUCUGGGUGAUGUUAUCACACAGACUGUGGCGGAGGUGAAAGAUGUAGGGGACAUCCAGUACUCAGGAACAAAGGAGAUGACAGAGCUCAUAGUUGCAGGGGUCACAGAGAGAGUCAACUCUGAACUCUCUAAAAGUUGUAGUGAAGAAAAUGUUGAGGAACAUACUACUGACCCUGGUUUGACAAAGAACAUGGCCGUACAUUUAAAAAAGAUCCUACAGAGAUGUGCAAAAAAGAUGUCGAAGUUGCUUCGGAAAAAGAAGACUCGGCAGGAAAAGGAGGAUAUUAAACCAGACAGUGUUCGGACUGAGGUCAACAGUUUCAUGUCAUCUGUUAGUGAAGUCAAAAACAUCUUGGAGGAACAAUGGGGACAGAUGACUGUUUUUGACAAAGAAAGUCUUAUUUCAGAGGAAGAAACAAAGCUACUUCUUUCCAGAUCAUCCAAGGAUUCAGGAGAAUUAGCAAUUGAGAUUGUUGAAAUAUUAAAAUCUGACUUCCAACAGGAUGUGGUUGGCACACCUGGUAAAGAGAGCAAAUCAGAGAUGGCACAAACCAAAAGAUCACUCAGAAUAACGCUUUGCAGCAAAAUCAAGGCUCUCUUUGUCCGCAAAUUCGCCAGGGAGGCAAUCCUGAAGAUGAUGACAAAACUUAGGAGCAAGCAUACCUGCAGUCAAAGAGACAUGGACAAGGAAUCAUCAGUAGAGAUGCUUAUUGAUAGUGUUGAUGACCUAGUGAAAGAAAUGAUCCCACAAGCAGACCAGCAUACAGGAAGUGGUUCCAAAGAGAUUUGCCUGUAUGAGAGACUUGCCAGCGACAUUUCCAGCGGCAAUCAUGAAAGUGUUGCUGAGAAGCUAAGUGAUACACUGACAGAUCUCCUGUUAAUUGAAGAGGAUAAGUCUCAGGUGGAGAUUCGGACCGAAGUAGACAGUUUCAUGAAGCGGAUGAGGAUCUGGCUAAAUCAGCAGGUAAAACAGUGUAAGACAAAGAUGGACAAUGUGAGCAUGGCUGUGAGACAGAUAAAGAAAGUUGUGAGUAUUCAGCCAGAAGACACAAGUGCUCAAGGAGCAGAUAAGGAGACUUUACACCAAAGCCCCACACCUGAGUGUGAUGCAAGCCAAGAGUCCACACCUAUGCGUAAGGCAAUGAAAAAGUCCAAAGCUGAGCGUAACACAUCACAUACAUCGACCCCUGAGCCUGAAACAUCACCAACAAACACACCUGAUUGGGUACUGCGCCUAAGAAACACACCUGCAGUAUGCCAAACAUCCACACCGGAGCCUGAAACAUCACUAACAAAGACACCUGAUUGGGUACUGCGCCUAAGAAACAAACAUUCAUCUGCAGUAUGCCAAACAUCCACACCUGUGCGUGAAACAUCACCAACAAACACACCUGAUUGGGUACUGCGCCUAAGAAACACACCUGCAGUAUGCCAAACAUCCACACCGGAGCCUGAAACAUCACUAACAAACACACCUGAUUGGGUACUGCGCCUAAGAAACAAACAUUCAUCUGCAGUAUGCCAAACAUCCAUACCUGAGCGUGAAACAUCAACAACAAACACACCUGAUUGGGUACUGCGCCUAAGAAACAAACAUUCAUCCGCAGUAUGCCAAACAUCGACCCCUGAGCCUGAAACAUCACUAACAAACACACCUGAUUGGGUACUGCGCCUAAGAAACGCACCUGCAGUAUGCCAAACAUCCACACCGGAGCCUGAAACAUCACCAAUAAACACACCUGAUUGGGUACUGCGCCUAAGAAACAAACAUUUAUCUGCAGUAUGCCAAACAUCCACACCCGAGCGUGAAACAUCACCAACAAACACACCUGAUUGGGUAACGCGCCUAAGAAACAAACAUUCAUCUGCAGAAUGCUCAACAUCAACCCCUGAGCCUGAAACAUCACCAAUAAACACACCUGAUUGGGUACUGCGCCUAAGAAACAAACAUUCAUCUGCAGUAUGGCAAACAUCCACACCUGAGCGUGAAACAUCACCAAUAAACACACCUGAUUGGGUACUGCGCCUAAGAAAUACACCUGCAGUAUGCCAAAUAACCACACCUGAGCAUGUAGUACGCCAAAGAUGCACACCUGAGUGUUCAGCACACCAAAGAUCCACACCUGAGCCAAAAUCUAGCCAAAGAUCCCCCCAAAUCCAAGAGUGGGACCAACUGACCUGUGAAAUUGUUGUGUCACAGCUGUUACGCGAGCUCAUGAAAGAUCUCCCCAUCGAUCAGUCCCACAGCGCCUACAGAACCAUCCUAGUCACUUUGAGAGACAUGCUCUUGGAAGAGUUAAUUGACUUACCCAUCGAUGUGGAUUUAAGUGCAACAAACAUAGAGAAAAUAUGCAAGAAAGUUGUCAAGACCCUGCACAAAGAUAUUGGUAAUGGGUUGCUUUGGAGGGGCCUGCUGUUACAGGAUCAGUCAGUUAAAAAGCGGACGAUAGGAGCUCUGAGGUUGCAUCUUAUAGCAAAAAGGCCCAGCGGCAUCAAAAGGUUUUUCCACUCUAUGUUCAGGCCAUUCACUUCCCUCUUUAAAAAGAACUAGGAAGCCAUCGUCAACCCCAGGGUGGGUGGGUGGGACAGAUCUUUUCCACAGCUGUCAUUUAGCUUGAUUUUAGGUCCAUUUCAGGAGUACAUGUGAGCCCGCAUGUACUCCUGAAAUGGUACGGGUUUACUCCGAGUACUUCGGUUUCCUCCCACAGUAACAUCAAAUGUAAAAAAAUAAAGAAAUAAAAAGAAAAAAA
This is a messenger RNA of Notolabrus celidotus (New Zealand spotty), 3210 nucleotides long. RefSeq lists its product as uncharacterized. The record is from RefSeq and is a predicted model, not a curated record. The transcript is spliced from 2 exons. The coding region runs from base 147 to 3011 and encodes 954 amino acids. Lineage: Eukaryota; Metazoa; Chordata; Actinopteri; Labriformes; Labridae.